GCACCGCGCGUCGUCUGCUACUACUCUGCACUUUACUAAUCUCUCCUCUCCGCUAACAAAUCUUCACUAACUGCAGAUAUUGUCCCAUUUUUGAAGCGUUUACAGGCGACGUCAUGUCAGAAGCGGUGUUUACUUUUUAUAGCGCACAGGCGGCUGUCUUUUGGACCCAAACGGAAAGUCAACUUUUCUCGCACGCCGUGCGGGAUUAGGGAUCUCCAGGGGUGCCAUGUUGGCUACAGACACAACAGACGCGCCACAGGAGGCCAAACAUGUCACACAGAUCAAAGAGAGACUGGCACAGUCGCUCAAAGCCCUGCAGAGACGCUACGUGACGUCGGAUGCAGUGGUCACCAGCGAGGACGCAGACGCCAACCUCCUCUGCUGCGCCCUGGAGGCCAUCUUCAUCCACGGCAUCAAGAGCAAGUACAUCCGCUUGGAGGCCGGGGGCCGUGGCAGGAAGGGGAACCGAGGACCCCUCCCUCAGCCUUUCUUCUGGAGCCUCCUUAAGACCGUGACCCACCGUGACGUGAUCACCGAGCUGGAGAAGAUCAGUUUCGUGGGCACAGACGUGGGUCGCUGUCGCGCUUGGUUGCGUCUGGCUCUCAACCACGGCCUGCUGGAGUGUUACCUGGCCUCGCUGUUUCGGGAGAGCUCCAAGCUGCGGGCGCACUAUCAGCCCAGCGCCUUGCUGCUGGACGCGGAGGAGCGGGAGGUGCUGCUCAGCUACCUGCAGGGUCUGGCCUCGCUGUCGUUCAGCCUCUCGUACAAGUCGGCCGUGCUCAACGAGUGGACCACCACGCCUUUAUCCCUCGCCGGACUCUGCCCCCAGGCCCAGGGAGACGCCAACGGCACGGACCACCCCGCCUCCAAGCUCACGUGCAAAGACUCCUGGGAUACCGCGUCGCAGUCGUCGGGAUCGUCCGACGCACCCGACUUGCAGAGGGUGCUGGUCAGCAGGGGCUCCGGCGGGUCCCAGGGGGGUACCAGAGGGCUCAACUCGUCCAGUUUGAGCCUCAACACCACCGGCUCCUCACAGCUCUCGUCCAGCUUGAGCUCCGACAGCCUCCUCCAGGGCCAGGACCCCCGCGCCCCCGCAGGAGAGCAGUGGUCCUCAUGUGACCUGGACCCGACCUUAAAUGGAACCAGCAGCACCAAGCCGCCCUUUAAAAAUUCGCUUCCUGAGCUCCAGGAGAACGGCAGUCAGGACUCCAUGCGCGAAGACUCCUUCGUCUCCAGCAACGGUCCUGACCAGUUCUCAGACAGCGACCAGCCGCCGAGUUCCGUUCUCUCCGACACCGAGCCCCGCCAGGACCACGUCGACCGACCGCCAACCGAAGCCUCCGUCAAAAGCGCCCUCCCACGAGAGGUCGCAGUGGUCCGUGUCCAGGAGGAGGAAGUCAAGGGCGGGUCGGAGUCUUCGAUGCGUUUGAGCUGUCAUCGUUCGCCGAGUGUCCUGAGCAGGAACUUGUCUUCAGAUUCCGUCGCACGUUCUCGCUCCUGGAUCUCCGAGGACGAUAUCUACAAGCCCCGAGUGGACGAGGAGUCCGACCAUGAGGAAGCGCCUCCUGCUGCACCCGCGGACUCCCAGUCGCCACCGAGUGUUGUGCAUCGUCGGCAAAUAGGCCUGUCCAACCCCUUCCGAGGCCUGCUGAAGCUGGGUCACCUGGAACGGCGCGGCGCCAUGGGAAUGUGGCGCGGCCACUACUGCGAGCUGUCGCCCUUCGAGUUCCGCCUGUACCUCAACGCCGAAGAGCGCACGUGUUGCGACAACUGCUCCCUGGUGCGCUGCGAGGACGCCCGCCUCGCCUCGCCCGACGGACGCUUCGAGUUGGCCUUCCCUGGCAAGCGGCUGCACCUGCGGGCCACGAACCGGGACGAAGCGGAGGACUGGGUGGACCGGAUCGUAGAGGCCGUCAACAAGUACCGGCCCGUGUCCCGCGUGGACGAGCAGUGGGAGGUGUUGGAGAGCCCGGGUGAGAACGGCGUGGAAGAUGACGCCGCCCGCUGCAGCCCAGAGCGAAGCUCCUCCUCCUCUGAUGCACGGACAUGUGGCGGGAAAGCCACGCCCCCUCCAAUACAGGAAUUUAACUGGACUCGCACGACGGAUUUGGAAACGGACGCCAUCAAAGAGGCUGUUCUUUAUUGUUCCGCAGACUCCGACGCUCGGACUUGGAUCCCUCUCGUCUUCUCGCUCUCCUUGGAGUCCUUGAAGGCUUUCCUCGUCGUAGAAGAAAGAAAGUUGCUUCGACAAAGCUUCCCCAUCGAGGAAGUGAGGGACGUGGUCCCUGACGUCUCGCUGGGCGGAGCCAACUUCUUCAAAGUCCUGACGCUCAGAGAAACACUCCGACUGAGGGCGGAGAACACCGAGGAAGCGCGCUCCUGGAGGAUUCUCAUCCGCGGCGCUCUGGAUUCUUACCUGGAGAGCGGCGAGGACGGGGAGGCUGUGGUCGGCCAGAGCGGGGCGGGAAACCUCCACAGGCUGGUGCAGCACCGACUGAAAGGAGACGCCGCGCUGCUGGCCCACCUGUGCACCGUGCCCUCGCACAAGGGUCUGGACACGCAGAACUUCAGAUGUGCAGGCUGCUCGCAGCAGAUCGGCCCCUCGCUGGGACGAGGACGCCUGUGCCACUUCUCCGGCCAGUACUACUGCGACGCCUGUCACCGCGGCGACACCAGCGUCAUCCCCUCGCGCAUGCUGCACAACUGGGACCUCCAUAAACGCCAGGUGUCAACGAAGGCGCUGUGGCUGCUGGAUCAGGUGGAGCAGGAGCCUCUGCUCAACCUGGAUCAGCUCAAUCCACACUUGACCACGCACUCGGAGUCCAUGGCGCGGGUCCACAGCCUGCGGCAGAGGCUGCGACUCCUGGGCGACUACGUGCUCGCCUGCCGCAGCGGCGCCUGCAAGACGCUCCAAGCCAGGAUGGAGCAGAGAACCUACCUGCUGGAGUCCUGCAGCCUGUACAGCGUGCUGGACCUGCGCCAGAUAGCAGAGGAUCAGUACACCACCUACCUGACCUCCAUGUGUCAGUUGGCCUGCAGCCACGUCUUCAGCUGUGACCUGUGCACGCAGCGAGGCUUCAUCUGCCAGGUGUGCCAUGCCGACGACAUCAUCUUCCCCUUCCAGUUUGACAGCACCGCCAGGUGCAAGGCGUGCAAGACGGUGUUCCAUCAGGCCUGCAUGACUCCAGGCCGCUGCUGUCCUCGCUGUCUGAGAAUGAAGAAAUACUUGGACAGAGACCUGCAGGACUGAGGGAGGCCACCAGAGGGCGCCAAUGAAUAAAUACUUGGACAGAGACCUGCAGGACUGAGGGAGGGCGCCCAUGAAGAAAUACUUGGACAGGGACCUGCAGUACUGAAGGAGGCCACCAGAGGGUGCCCAUGAAGAAAUACUUGGACAGAGACCUGCAGGACUGAAGGAGGCCACCAGAGGGCGCCCAUGAAUAAAUACUUGGACAGAGACCUGCAGGACUGAAGGAGGCCACCAGAGGGCGCCCAUGAAUAAAUACUUGGACAGAGACCUGCAGGACUGAGGGAGGCCACCAGAGGGUGCCCUCAACCUUCUCUGGACACAGCUGCCAAAGUCCAGCCACCUCAAGUGCAAUUAUUGGAGUCAUGUGACACAGCACAUCCUAAUUUAUUGACCUCACUCCUCAUCACAGCUUCUUCAGCACAUCUUUUUUUCUACCUUGUUGCCAUAGUAACCUAGCAACGCUGGGUGCUAGGGCUUUUUUGAGGACAGCACUUGAAGUUAGUCAAUAAUCCAAAGUGCCUUCAACAUAACAUGUCAUCUAUCUCCUGCAUCCACCACAUGACUUCUUACAUGUCAUCUAUCUGCUGCAUCCACCACAUGACUUCUUACAUGUCAUCUAUCUGCUGCAUCCACCACAUGACUUCUUACAUGUCAUCUAUCUCCUGCAUC
This is a messenger RNA of Entelurus aequoreus (snake pipefish), 3919 nucleotides long. RefSeq names its product pleckstrin homology domain containing, family M (with RUN domain) member 1 (gene plekhm1). The record is from RefSeq and is a predicted model, not a curated record. NCBI's taxonomy places the organism in Eukaryota, Metazoa, Chordata, Actinopteri, Syngnathiformes, Syngnathidae. The coding region runs from base 227 to 3250 and encodes 1007 amino acids. The transcript has 12 exons.